Melitaea cinxia (Glanville fritillary) is the source of this 1602-nucleotide messenger RNA. RefSeq lists its product as uncharacterized. The record is from RefSeq and is a predicted model, not a curated record. The transcript has a single exon. Bases 1 to 1602 code for a protein of 533 amino acids. NCBI's taxonomy places the organism in Eukaryota, Metazoa, Arthropoda, Insecta, Lepidoptera, Nymphalidae.
AUGCCGUCUCACAAGCAACCCAAGGCACCUGCGCUGAUAAUUCAGGAGCAGCUGCGCUGGGCGGCGCAUGCCCACACACUGAUCGGGCGCGCCGACCGAGUGUAUAAUUUAGCGCAGCGGGCGGAUCAGGUUCGGGAUCGACUGGCCUUGGUCGAGAGCGCAUACACUGAGCUUUUGUCUGCGGAUGUGGAGAGCGGAGUCAAGGACUCCGCUCGUCGGGAUUAUGAGCAAUUCGUCGACUUCACGGACGACUUGGUUGAGGCAAGGGGCAAGCUGGCGCAUGAGGCGCGUGAGAGCCAGAUGGAGGGUCUGGCGAAGCUGGAGUCUCCGCGGCGGAAGCCAGCUCAAGCUGAGCUAUUAGGUAAGUUGCCCACAUUGGACUUGCCCAAGUUCUCGGGUGCUAUUGGUGAGUGGCUGGCCUUCAUAGGCCUCUUUGAUAGCUUAGUCCACGCCCGGGGGGACUUGUCCCUCGGUCAAAAAAUGGCGUACCUGGUCUCUUCUCUUGAAGGGGAGGCCCUUGCGGUCGUUGGUCACUUGAAGUUGGCCGACGACUCCUACUUGAUCGCAAGAGACCUCCUAGAGAGGAGGUACGCAAACACCCGGCUGCUGGCUGACGAAUAUGCCCGACAGCUUCUGAAUCUCCCGCUACUGACUGACAGGACGAGGCUACGUCAGGAUAUUAUUAAUCCUGUCGUAGUCGCGUGCAAUUCGCUGAGGCGUCUGGAGCUUCCGGUCGACGAAGGGGCCGGAGGAUCUUUUUUGUUGCUCCACCUCGUACUGUCCCGCCUACCCCUCAAUCUGCGGAUCCAUUUUGAGGAGAGGUAUGGCGGGGACGGAGCGGAUCAUAUCCCGUCUUUUAGAGACCUGCUGCUCUUUUUAGAGCAACGGUGUAGGCAGGUCGCAAACGCGGCGGGCGCUGCUGGCACCUCCAGGGCAUCUGAGGGACUGAACCCGCCCGGGAGGUCAUCGCCGACACCGCGGAAGGCAGCUGGAGCUCCUUCCGGAGGGCGCCGCCCUCUCCCUACAUAUACCGGCCUAGUGGCCAGGGAAUCUCCUCCUCCUCCUACUAACUGCAACUACUGCCGCGGGUCGGAGCACCGGGCCGCGGCUUGCCCUAAGCUGCGGGCUAAGCCCGCCAAGGCGAGGCGGAACAUAGCUCGCGAUCGCCGCUGGUGCUUCUCUUGUUUGGAGCGGCACUUGCAAAGGGACUGUCCGCACCAGCGGCCCUGUCCGCACUGCUCGGGUCCUCAUCAUGAGGUCUUGUGCCUGGGCCCGUUCAGAGCUCCUCCUCGCGCCCCUUCCGACCGCGCCGCUGCCACGGGCGGGGGCGUUAGUCAGCCGCCUCUGGCGCGUGACGCUUCUCGCUCGCCCACCAACCACUGCUCCCCCGGCUUGAACAGGGGAAAUUCCCCUGAGCAGUUGGGGGGUCACCCUGCCAGGGGCGGGGGGGUCUGCACCCCCCCUCCUCAGCGGGUCGAGAGAGAGUUCGCCGCCACUCAGCUGUCGUCAAGACCACUGUCUCCUCCCUUAGCUAAGUGGCCGCGAUUGGAGCGCCACCCUCCCCCCCCUUGGUCGGAGUCGGCGACCUUACCAGGUCCCUAG